AUGGCUUUGCGCCCGCAGAAUUUGGGCGGGCCAGCGAACUCCGCCGCGACGAACUGCCGCAAGCUCCUGCGGAAGUGCUUGGAGCUUGGCCACCCGUCGACGGAGAUGCACAGGAACCGGGCAUGGCUGGCGGUCUGGCCGGCUGCCGGCUUGUCGUUGCGUGUCGCGCCGCCCGUCGCACCGCCGCCCUGUCGGGCCUGGCUCGCGGUCCGGCCGGCCGAGGAGGAGGCCCGGGCGGAGGCCCAGCUGCGCGCGGAGUGGGCGGCGCGCGAGGCGCGGGAGGCCGCGGCGCAGCAGGGCAGCGUGGCCGUGCAGACCGGCACAGAGGCGAGGCCACGAUCCCUGCUGCGGGCGGGUGGUGCGCGCGAUGACAGCAAGGCUGCCCUCGUGUGCCGCGGCGUCGAGGCGACGCCGGUCGCCGAGGCAGCGCCGCGCGUACCGCCGUUGGCCCUGAGCCAAAUUGCCGGUGCCCCGCUGGUGGCAGCGACGGUGGUGCCGCAGUGCGAUGCGCAGGGAGGCCAAGACGCGCCGGCCGCGGCCCCGCGCAGCGGACGCGGCGCCGCCCAGGCGCCGCCGUGGAGCACGCCCGAGUCGGCGCGGCGGCGGCAGCAGCACUCGCUGCAGCAGCGCGAGGACAAGGGCUGCAUGUUCUCGCCGGGGCGGCCGGAGUGCAUGGGCCGCAGCGGCUCGCAGCAGUGCAGCCAGCAGUGA
This is a messenger RNA of Prorocentrum cordatum, 711 nucleotides long. NCBI's taxonomy places the organism in Eukaryota, Dinophyceae, Prorocentrales, Prorocentraceae. The record is from the annotation of a GenBank genome assembly.